AUGCUUGAUGAGUUAGAUGCCCUCCACAAAAAUCACACCUGGUCAUUGGUGCCACGGCCUACUCAUGGUAACAUUGUUGGAUCGAAGUGGGUCUUUAAAACAAAAUUAAAAGAGGAUGGUUGUCUAGAUAAAUAUAAAGCCCGUUUAGUGGCACGAGGAUAUACUCAAGUUGCUGGCUUGGACUACGAUGAAACUUUCAGUCCUGUAGUUAAACCUACGACUAUUCGUUUAAUCAUGUCUCUAGCCGUGUCAUCUGGAUGGCCUUUGAAGCAAUUGGAUGUUAGGAAUGCUUUUUUGCAUGGUGAUCUCAAAGAGACAGUUUACAUGGAGCAACCACCGGGGUUCCGUGACCCACACAAACCUACACAUGUUUGCCAUCUCCACAAAUCCCUAUAUGGCCUCAAACAGGCACCACGGGCCUGGUUUGAUAAAUUGUCUACAUACUUAUUUCAUAUGGGAUUUGUUUGUAGUCGUGCUGAUCCUUCUAUGUUUGUGUACAAAACUGCUGCUCAUCUCAUUAUUUUGUUAAUCUAUGUGGAUGAUGUCUUAAUCACAGGAACCAGUUCUGCUAUCAUCUCCAAAUGCAUUCAACGUUUGGGCACAACUUUUGCCUUGAAAGAUCUCGGCAACCUUCAUUAUUUCCUCGGUCUUGAAGUUAACAUGUUCGAUGGUGGUUUGUUCCUUUCUCAGACUAAAUAUACAUGUGAUCUUCUUCAAAGAGCAAACAUGCUUGAAGCUACACCCAUCUCCACUCCACUAUCUGUGAAAGUUACUCCAUCCUUCACUGAUGAUGAUCCCGUGGAUGCCACAACGUACCGUCAAUUAGUUGGAGCGCUUCAGUAUUUAACGUUUACUCGGCCUGACAUCCAAUUUGCAGUCAAUCGGGUUUGUCAAUUUUUUCAGAAACCAACCAUGCUACAUCUCAAGAUGGUCAAGCGAAUACUUCGUUAUUUAAAAGGCACGAUGCUGUAUGGUUUAAGGUUUCUUGCUCAAAGUACUCGAACUGUAAAUGGGUGUUCGGAUGCUGACUGGGCAGGAUGUCCUCUCACCCGAAGGAGCACGUCAGGCUAUUGUGUGUUCUUUGGUGCCAACUACAUUUCCUGGUCGUCCAAGAAGCAGACAACAGUGUCUCGUUCAAGCGCUGAAGCAGAAUACAGAGCCAUGGCCUCUACUUACGUGGAUUUCUUAUCUUCUGCAUGA
This is a messenger RNA of Ziziphus jujuba (common jujube), 1200 nucleotides long. RefSeq lists its product as uncharacterized. Lineage: Eukaryota; Viridiplantae; Streptophyta; Magnoliopsida; Rosales; Rhamnaceae. The record is from RefSeq and is a predicted model, not a curated record. Bases 1 to 1200 code for a protein of 399 amino acids. The transcript has a single exon.